CAUUUCAAACAGGGUAUCUCAAUGCUCAAGCAAGUCACCAGAAGAGCACAGUGGGACAUACAGUGUUACCUUGUUGCUGUUAUCACAAAUGCUGCACCUCCAGGCAUUGUCAUAGCUGUCCAUGUGCUAAUGGACUUCCAUUACUUAUCUCAAGCAGUAACAAUUGACAAGAAGCAAUGUCAGAAGACCCUCAAUGCUCUCAAGAUGUUUCAUGACCACAAACAUGAAGUUAUCAUGCACAGUGGGCAUUGGGGUGCCAAGAGCAAAAACAUCCUUGACAACUGGUACAUUCCAAAGCUCAAAAUAAUGCAAAGUGUUGUGCUGAGUAUU
This is a messenger RNA of Suillus subaureus, 330 nucleotides long. RefSeq lists its product as uncharacterized. The record is from RefSeq and is a predicted model, not a curated record. The transcript has a single exon. The annotation marks the transcript as partial. Lineage: Eukaryota; Fungi; Basidiomycota; Agaricomycetes; Boletales; Suillaceae.